AUGUUCAUUAAUAAGAAUAAAUCUCGUCGAAAAAUUUUGUUAUAUUUUAUUUGUUUAAGUUCAUCGCUUCUUUUCAUAUGUUAUUAUUCAAUAAUAAAUAUUUUUCAACCAUUCAUUCCUAAAGUUCGUAUUCAAUCUGAAAGGAAAGAUCCGUUUAAGAAAAUUUUUAUUUCGCAUUAUACAACAACAUAUGGGAAACGAACUGAUUCAAAAUCAAAAAUUUUUAACAACAACUUAGAAAAUAUUUGUGCUUUACUUGAUCCGGAAGAAUAUCCAUAUGCUAAUGCAGUUUUUGUUAGUUUAAUUGAUUUAGUUCAUUUACCAACUUUACCAAGUUCAAAUGAAUCUUAUAGAAAAAAAUAUCAAUCCCAAUUCUGGUUAUUACAUACUGAAGAAUCUCCGAGAAAAUCUUAUGAAACAGUUCAAUUAAAUGAUAUUACAGAUCUUGAUGAUUGGUUUAAUUUAACAGCAACAUUAAAGCCUGAAUCAGAUAUUCAUAUUCAAUAUAACGGAUAUCGAAUUAAACCUGAAAUAAUAAAUUUUCUUGAGAAGAAAUUCAAUAAAACAUAUCCUCGUACAAAUUUUUCUCAAUUUAUUCUUAAAAAAGAUUUCGUUGAAAAAACGAAUUCAUUCUAUAUGAAAACACUUGCAAAUGUUUUAAGCAAAGAAAUUAAUCUUCGACAAGAUUAUCAUGCAAAUACUUGUCCAUAUACUUGCAAUACACCUUUAUCAAAUGAUCUAAUACUUUAUCUUCAACCAUAUUUAAAGCCAAGAAAUUUUCAAAUGAAAAAUCGAAAUAUUGUUUAUAUCGCAUGGUUUGUAUCCAAUUGCAACACUCAUUCAAAUCGAGAAGAAUAUGUUUCAAAAUUACGAUCACAAAAAGGUAUUCAAAUUGAUAUAUUUGGUUUUUGUUCAUCAUUGUUUAAUUCACGUCGUUUAUCAGAAAGAUGUCGAAAAGGAAUACCGAAUUGUACUUUAGAUAUUUUAACAAAAUAUCGUUUCUAUUUAUCAUUUGAAAAUUCGAAAUGUGACACUUAUAUUACUGAAAAAUAUUGGAUCAAUGGACUUAAUCAACAUGCUGUUCCAAUUGUUUUAGGGGCUUCAAGAGAACAGUAUAAACGUAUUGCAGUACCUUAUUCAUAUAUUCAUGUUGAUGAUUAUCAAUCUGUUGAACAACUUGCUGAAGAACUUCAUCGAUUAAAUCAAAAUGAUUCCGAAUACAUGAAAUAUCUUCAAUGGACACAAUUAUAUGAUGUUGGGAGUGAUUAUAUGCCUACGAUAUUAUAUGAUAUACAUUCGACACUUUGUUUUCUUGGUCAUUAUCAGCGUUUAUAUGAAAUGGAAAAAGUAAAUCAAGAAAGUAAAUAUUUACUUGAAUUAAUUCGUUACUUAUUUUCAAUAAAAAAUAUAACUUUGAAGAAUUUUAAUUGGAAUACAGCAACAACAAAAUUAAUUAAAAUUAGUGACUUUUAUAAUCCAAAAGUUAAUUGUUGGGAUUACGAUUAUCCAUCAAUUUUUAAAAGAAUUUGGAAUUUCUUUUUCAUUUGGACAAAGCUUUUUUAA
This is a messenger RNA of Adineta ricciae, 1563 nucleotides long. Lineage: Eukaryota; Metazoa; Rotifera; Eurotatoria; Adinetida; Adinetidae. The record is from the annotation of a GenBank genome assembly.